Chelonia mydas (Green sea turtle) is the source of this 5461-nucleotide messenger RNA. Its product is annotated as probable ATP-dependent RNA helicase DDX60. The record is from RefSeq and is a predicted model, not a curated record. Bases 344 to 5002 code for a protein of 1552 amino acids. Gene Ontology annotation, cellular component: cytoplasm. Gene Ontology annotation, molecular function: ATP binding; nucleic acid binding. Lineage: Eukaryota; Metazoa; Chordata; Testudines; Cheloniidae. The transcript is spliced from 32 exons.
GUGAUAAGAAAGGGAGAGCGGCUCGGCACCAUAGGCCUGGGUCUGCGUUCAGAGUCAGCCAAAGGCCGGGGGCGCUGGGGGCUCGUCCGGGCUUUGUCUCGGUGUCUUCCCCUUCCUUCCCCCGGGCGGGGCGGGCGCCUGCAGCUGCCGGGAGCGGCGCCAGCGGAGCAAACUGGUCCCGGGUGCUUUCGAGAGGAGUCGGAGCAAAGGCCGCGGCAGCUCGGCGGGGGCGGCGACAGCAGUGGCUAUAAAGAGCGCUCGUUUGCCCCUCUCGGGAUGCCGGGCUCGCCGCGUCCUCAGCCGCUGGUCGCGGGGAGCAGAAGUAGACCAAAAAGAAAGUCUGAUGGCUUCUGCACAAACUGAUCCUCAGGAAGAUGGGAGUGUGAAUGGGAGUGAGAGUGACAGUAGUGCUGAUGAAGAGAGCGAGACCACGGACAGUAGUCUGGAGCAUUAUUCUUCCCCAUUUGAUGGAGAAGAAGAUGGAGAAAAUGAAGUUGAAGAAGAUAAAAGCCAUCAUGACUUUUCAGGUAUAUUGAGAGCUGAAGAAGAGUUGCAACAUGUUUCAAAAGCUGAUAGAGAAGAUUCCAAAGAACUCAGGGACACACAACAAAGAGAAUGUCUUGGAUUUCUGAAGAAACUGUCUUUAUUCGUUUGGAAAUCCCUGUCACAAGCUAAGUAUGUCAGUUUACUAAAUGACUUUGUGGAGUCUGAAUUUUUUGUGAUCGAUGGGGAUUCCCUGCUUCUCAAGUAUUUAUGCAAGAAAAGACAAUAUCUGCCCUUCUUUUACUUAGUUGAAUGCUUUCUGCUGGAUUUCACCCAAAAAGGAGCAAAAUAUGUAAUUGUUUUCUUCAAGGAUGUGGAACAGAUGUAUUUCAGUUACCCUAUUUUCCUUUUCCAUCGUACUGCAUUAAUACAACACCUGAAGUGCAACACUGACAUUGUCAUUCAUACAGAGUUUUCCAAUUGUUUCUCACCAGAAUGGCAGAUUUUCCUCAAGGAAAGUUAUCCAUAUUUUGUGAUAAUCUCUGAUUUAGGACUCACCUCUCUACAAGAAGACUAUUUACAUAUAUUCAUCGCUCAUACCUUGUCAAAGAAAAUCAAUGUUGUGCUCACUUCAGGACAGGAGUCUGAUACUCUUAGAGUUUAUGGAUAUUAUGUCCAGAAUGCAUACGAACACAGGUCAUUUUUUCAGCAGCAUGAAAAGGAUCUGCAACAUAUUUGUGAAACCACGGUCAAACACUUACAAAAACCCCAGGAUACAGCUUAUCUGUAUAAUUUAAAGAUGAGUUUGAGAAACAUACAAGAAGAGGUAUGUCGGACUAUUUUGCUGUUGAAGCAUCUGUGGCCAGAAGGAUCCGACAUUAGACGUAUAGUUUGUGUUCUUACAUGUACGGUGGGAUUAAAAAUAUACAGUAACAUGUUAGAAAAUGCAAAAGUCUCUGAGGAAACAAAGGAACAAUUAACAAAAAAUUUCAGUCAGAAGGAGGAAAGUGAAGCAUUAACACUGGAAGAAGCCACAGAUCUGUGUAGAAUGCAGUGCCUCAGUGUGGUUUUUCUUCUCCACUUGCCUCUUUCACAACGAGCUCGGAUUAGGAUCAUUAAUUCCUGCUGGACUAAGCAAGUUUUACCAUUUAUAAUCAUGCAACAACAUUGUGACUAUUUUGUUCUGAAGCAACUAAAUGAUGAAAGUGACUGGCAAUUGGAUUUAACUCACCUGCCUGAUUUAAGGGACAAUUCACUGUUAAAGAAUCUUUCACAUUACUAUGAAAUAGAAUACUGCUCAGGGUUAAAUUUGGAAUUGGGCAAAAAAAUGAAGAGUGAAUACCAGUAUCUGUGGAAUACUGUAACAAAAUUAGCUGCCAGCUGUGAUUUUGGCGAUGCUUUCCCAGUGAGAACCACCUCACAACUGUUUCUUGAACAGAAACAAAUGUUAUUUAAAGCAAAGUCCAAAUGUCCAAAAGAAAGAAGGGGCAUACAAAAGUUACAGUCUUAUUAUCGACUUUAUGGAAGAUCGUUGGAAGGCAACAUUUCAAAGACAAUUGUAACCCAGGUGGAUGUGCCCUUGGUUCCCACAAGCACUAAGGCUGCUGUCACAAAGACAAAAAAAUUACAUAAAAGUAAAGCAGAAAUAAUUGCAGAGGAAAACCAGAAGCGACUAGGAGCUAAAGAAGAGAAGAAAGAACAGGAACAAUGGAGUGCCUUAUCUGUGUCAACUGAAAGUGAAAUUAAAGAGAAUUUUACCUGUGGAAUAAAUAGACUGGAGAAUUUCCUUAAGACAUGUCAAAGUAAUUCUGUGAAAUUCACAGCAGAAAUGGCAGGACUGAAUGUCUGUUUAGAAGUUUGGAAGGAACACUGCAGAAGCCAAGGCAAAAAAACGAGAGAUUUAAGCAUAGCUGUCCAAGUGAUGAGGAGAAUUCAUAUAAUUCUUGAAAAACACCAGGAACUAUUAAAGAAGUCACAUGUACAAAAGUUGUCCAGAUGUCUGAAAUACCUUGGAUUUGAGAAUUUGGCAUGCUCUUUGUCUAGCCAGAUAAUAGAAAGUGACAAUGAGAAGAUAACUGAAUAUACUACUGAGAUGGGAGCAGCUCGUUUUCAGCUGCAAUAUAUGGGCUGCUACUUGUUCAGAGAAGAGAGGAAAGAUCCAGAUCCCAGAGUACAGCAUUUUAUACCAGACACAUGGCAGCGAGAGCUUCUUGAUGUUGUAGACAAUAAUGAGUCUGCAGUGAUUGUUGCUCCUACUUCAUCAGGGAAAACCUAUGCUUCAUAUUAUUGCAUGGAGAAAGUUCUGAAAGAGAGCAAUGAAGGAGUAGUUGUAUAUGUUUCACCAACAAAGGCUCUUGUAAACCAAGUGAUGGGAACUAUAUACAAUCGGUUCACCAAGACAUUGCCUCAUGGAUUAGUAGUAGGUGGAACUUUCACAAGGGAUUAUCGCCAUGAUACUCUGAACUGUCAGAUACUUGUGACGGUGCCUCAGUGUUUAGAAAUCUUGUUGCUAUCUCCUCAUCGCCAGGAUUGGGUCAAAAGAAUAAGAUAUGUUAUAUUUGAUGAGGUCCAUUGUCUUGGUGGGGAAAUUGGAGCAGAAGUUUGGGAGCACCUCCUGGUUAUGAUUCGAUGUCCAUUUCUGGCUCUCUCUGCAACUAUCAGUAACCCUGAACAUCUUACUGAAUGGCUACAAUCAGUAAAAAGAUACUGGCAACUUGCUGAAAGUACAAUAGAGGAAAGCCCUGGUUCUUCUACAACUGCCAGGAAAUGUACAAGGAAGCAAAAACUACAAAAAACAAAAAAAUCAUAUAGAGUUAGACUAGUACUGCAUGGAGACAGAUACAAUGAUCUGGAAAAGUAUGUGUGUUCUCUCAAGGAUAAUGAUUUCGUCAUUGAUCACUAUCACCCAUGUGCUGCAUUAACAGUCAGUCAUAUUGAGAACUAUGGUAUUCCUUCAGACACUACCUUCUCUCCACGAGAGAGUAUCCAGCUAUAUGACAUGAUGGCAAAAGUCUGGGAAGAGUGGCCACGAUUACAGGAGUUAGAUCCUGAGGAAUUUACCUCUUUCAAGAAUAAAAUAGUAAUCACAAAGGCAGAUGCAAAAAAUUAUGAACAGGAGCUGAAGAAAGAACUAAUCAACUGGAUUAUACUUGGCCAAAGAGAGAAGGUGCAUCAGCUACUGGAGUCCCUUAAGCCUCAUCCUGUUGAUUGUUCAGAAAAUGAAAAGCGGAUCAGAUUUGCACAUUUUGUUGAAAAACUACAAGACAUGGAUAAAUUGCCUGCCAUAUUUUUUAUGUUUAACAUUCAUUCAGUAGAAAAAACAGCCAUGGAUGCAUUUUAUAAUUUGAUGAAAAAACAAAGGAGUGAACAAGAUCCAAAUACUGAGAAAAAAAUAAAAAGGUUAACAGAUAAAUUAAGAAAAACGAAUAAAACUCUUGGGAGACAUCUGGCUGCUACCCUAAAAAAGCAGUCUUCCACUAACCUUGAGAGAAUGAUCCUUAAUUUGAAUGAAAAACAACAUUUAAGGAAAAGACUUGAAAAGCUUACUAAGGUCCCUCCAGACAGUACUUAUGCUAAUUCUAAAGCUGUGGAUAAAGAAACUUUGAUGGAGAUCGUUCAUCGAAUUAGGUUUCAAAGGAAGCGUUUCCAGCUGAGAAUGUUGGCACAGAAGGGUAUUGGAUAUCAUCAUGCUUCAAUGGCAUACAAAGAAAGACAAGUCGUGGAGAUGCUUUUCAGGAUGGGAUAUAUCCGGGUUGAAUUUUCUUAUUUUGCAUAUUUAUUGUACUUUCUGUCUGAAAUAGGCUCGACUGUUUUUUCUGAAGAUGUGAUGGAACAAUUAGUGCUAGUGCUAGCAAAUUUAUUUGGAAGGAGAUAUCUACCAGCCUGUGCUACAAAAUUUAGAAGAACAUCUUGCCAGUCAAAGGUGUUUCUAGAAGAUCUUCCAGAAGAGUUUGCUGCUGCUGUUCAUGAAUACAACUGCAAAAUAGAGAAGAAUUUUGGUUGUUUUCUUCUAACAGUUGCCAAGCUGGCUGACAUGAAACAAGAAUACCAACUUCCUUUAUCAAAGAUAGAUUUUACACAUAAAGAAUGUGAUAACUCUGAACUGACAUCUCAUUUGAUGAAUAGCACCAAAAGCAUAGCUUCUGUGUCACCUUUCACAUGCCUGUCUGGAACCGUUGACCAGGAUUUAUUUGAUGCUGAGAAUGUUAAUGAAGCUGUCUUGCGUACAAUUGGUGUUAAUGUCAGAAAUGCUCCUCUGUGUUGGUUGGAGAAAUAUGAUAAUCAAGGAAGAAGAAUGCCACUGAAUGCUUAUGCCCUUGACUUCUUUAAACAUGGCUCCUUGAUUGCAGUGACAAGAGAUAACUGGUUAAAUGAAGGAGAUGCUUACAAUCUACUCAAAGAUUUUUCACUUCUUAUUAAAGCAAUCAGAACAUCCUUAGGUGAACUUUGUGAUGAUCCAAAUGACAAUGUUGUACUUGCAUUUCAACAACUGAGUGAAAGCUACUGUGAAAAACUGUAGUCUGAGCAUCACAUACUCUGUAAAGCAUGAAGAAAUGACAGUAACAUAAUCUUCUGGAUGGAAGACCUGGACAAAAAAUAGUUUUAGCAGCUAAUUUAAGCUAAGUGAGUAGAGGAUGAUCACUCUUCAUUCUCAAACACACUUGGAAUAAAAUUACAAUAGAUGUAUUGGGUUUUAGUCAGUAAGGCAUAGGUUCAUUUUCUUUUAAUUAUAAAUAUAAAUGAUUUUUAAAACUUGUACUAUACUUGUGAGGAUUAAUUUAAAACAGAUGUCUUAAGAUUGAACCAUUAGUGGUUCUGUAACAAAGGAUGACACUAGACAAUUGUAUCAUUUUUCAAAUUAAAAUUUGUUUUAACCAGCGUUUUUUGAAGUGUCUAUAUACACUUGGAAGUUUCUAGGGACAGCUACUUGUAGCUCACUCUGUCAUUAACCGAUGUCUACAGGGGACAUGCAAGUCAC